AUGCCUCGGCCUUCAAAUUGCCAACCGGCGAGGUGCAUCGGCCGUGUUAUCUCUAAGUUGUCUGAAGGUUACGACCAUGGCGAUCUUGCCAUCGCUUUGAUACUCGGUGUGGCUAUGGCUACGUUUGCCAUGCAUCCCACUAAACACUCAACCUCAUCAAGCCAACUGCUGUAUAUCGUGCCUUUUCAGGCUUGGGCCCCGAUUCAGAGACGAUGGAUUUCUUGUUGUGUCUCAUCACCACCGAAACUUGUAAAUGUCUGCUUUGAUCCGAAAAACCAACUAUUAGAAUUGGGGUCAACGCAACAGGUCAUGUUGAUCGUUAUAUUGGGCUCAGUGGCUCGUUGCUGGCCCUUGUUUAUCACAUAUGUGAAGUUAGUCACCUACUCCGACACAAAAUGGCAGCCAUUGACUCCAGCAAACUUUCCCAAUCGAUUCACACAGCCUGAGGUCACUAUCAUGCUGGCUCAGGCCAGGAUUCUCCGCCUCAGUGCGCUUCUUAUUAUACAUCGGUUACGACAUCCAUUUGUUCAAUGUGAUCGAGAAGCUAUUCAGAUGUCGAAAUCUAUCCUAGAGGAAUUUGGAGUGGUCAUUAAGAGCACUGGAAGAUCAAUACCUUGCACUGGGGUCGCCUGUCAGGCAGCCUGCUUUAAGCUUAUAGAUUUAGAAGAGCGAAGAGCAGUGCUUGCGAGGAGCCAGUCGGACAUAAUUCUCGAAACAUUCUGUGGCGUUGUUCAAGACCUAUUUGAUAUCCGUGUGGGCGGCGCAAGAUUGUGA
Penicillium lagena is the source of this 774-nucleotide messenger RNA. RefSeq lists its product as uncharacterized. The transcript is spliced from 3 exons. The record is from RefSeq and is a predicted model, not a curated record. The coding region runs from base 1 to 774 and encodes 257 amino acids. NCBI's taxonomy places the organism in Eukaryota, Fungi, Ascomycota, Eurotiomycetes, Eurotiales, Aspergillaceae.